AUGUUGGAUCCAAGUGAUAAAGGAUCAGAGUCUGAAGAAAUGAGUAGCAAAUCACAAGAAACAGAUAACCCACAAAAGAAAACUUGUGCUGAUUGUGGUACUUCAAAGACUCCUCUUUGGAGAGGUGGUCCAGCUGGUCCCAAGUCACUGUGCAAUGCUUGUGGGAUUAGAAGCAGAAAAAAGAAGAGAGAUGUUUUAGGGUUGAAUAAAGGAGCAGCAAAUGACAAGAGAGCGAAAAAAGGAAGUAACAAUAACAACAAUAAUAAUAGUAAGCAAUUAGGUGAUGGGUUAAAGGAGAGAUUAUUGGCUCUGGGUAGAGAAGUUUUGAUGCAGAGAUCAACAGUGGAGAAGCAAAGAAGAAAGUUAGGUGAAGAAGAACAAGCUGCAGUGUUAUUGAUGGCUUUAUCUUAUGGUUCUGUUUUUGCCUAA
Messenger RNA from Dovyalis caffra, 429 nucleotides. The record is from the annotation of a GenBank genome assembly. Lineage: Eukaryota; Viridiplantae; Streptophyta; Magnoliopsida; Malpighiales; Salicaceae.